This is a messenger RNA of Mytilus californianus (California mussel), 5419 nucleotides long. RefSeq names its product transcription intermediary factor 1-alpha-like. Bases 2158 to 5076 code for a protein of 972 amino acids. Gene Ontology annotation, molecular function: zinc ion binding. The record is from RefSeq and is a predicted model, not a curated record. NCBI's taxonomy places the organism in Eukaryota, Metazoa, Mollusca, Bivalvia, Mytilida, Mytilidae. The transcript has 2 exons.
AUUCACAGAAUUAAAAAAAUAAGUCUUUUUCUUGUGUCAUCCGUCUUGUACUUUACGAGUGAAUUUUAAGUUGACACAGUGCAGUUGCAUGCAUCAAUUAUAAGUAUAUGCAUGAUGAUAAUACACAUGUAAUAUUAAUGAUAAUAGUAAAAACAACAACACAUAUUAGUUGUAUACAGAUAAUUUUAGCAAAUUCUGAGGCCAGAAAUAGAAGGAUAUAACAGAAAGAUACAUGUAUAAAAAGUAAUUUUAAACUUCAAAUCGGGUUAAAUAAGGUAAUAAACUAAAAAGAUGCCAGAGGUAAGAUAUUAGAUAUUUCAAUUUCAACACAAAUAUAUUCUUAAACUAUGAAUAGACACAUGAACUGUUUGUAAUAUUAGUAUUGUCAUACGACCUAAGGCAGAGUUUAUUUACAUUAAAAAUAAAUUAAAGAAUCACAUCAUAAUUCCAUCUUAGGAAAAUUACAAGUGAAUGUGUAUUGCAUUAACAAAAUGAAUUGAAUUAGGACGUGUGAAAUUAUAAUUGGACCGAUAUUCUUUAUAUAGGUUUCUCGUUAAUACCGUUUGUACAUGGUUAUUAAAAGUGUUGAUAAAAGUAAUCAGAGUAGAUAUUGUUGGCAUUGAAUAAAAUAUAAACCAAAACUGAAGAUAAAACAUGGCAUUUUAAACGGAAUUAAUCUGCUUAUAAAAUAUUUAUUGGCACUCAAGACCUCUUUUCUUUAAAUACAUACAUAUUUUUUUUUUAAAUGUUUCAGGUUAAGGUAGAGUAUUAACCCAAACUGAUUUUUUUCUUGGUUUUUCAUUCGUUCUCAUUUGCUCAAUGACAUAAGCAGCUAUACAGUAUCUCACAUUUCCUUCCAUAGCAGAAAGGGGUCAUUGACAUCUGUGGUACUUGAUAUGUGACUACAUUUGUAUAGGCUACAAUUAUUAUUAUCUGUAGUUCUUCAUUGUUGAAGGUCAGCCGCUUCGAUUUCAUUCAGAAGUUACCCUCUCUACAAAAAAAAAAAAAAAAAAAAAAAUCAAUAAUAAUUAACAGUAGCGAUUUUACUUUCUAUAGGAUGUAUUUUCAAGCUUUUUAUGAAGAAAUAUGUGUUUCCAUGCCACAAGCUAUAUAAGCUUGGUGUCUCGUUUAACUGUGGUGUUCAUUUCGUACACUCAUUUCUAAAAACGAUCCCUAACACUAAAACAAAUAUAUGACACAAAAAAGAAAAGUUAUUUAGUAAGAUUGAUAAAGGGUUAGUGAAGUAAUUUGACAGAAACGAACCAACAAUAGCGAACUAUUUCUAUAAUCGAGGUUGGGUCUUCAAAAAUACGACACCGCCUCGCCUCUUAGUACUCGCCUCGGGUGUUGGAAGUUGUGGGUUUAAUCCAAGACUGGCUCAAACCAAAGACGUUAACUCGGUAUUUGCUGCUUCUCCGAUUGACAAACGGAUUAUAAUUAGUAAUAGUAAAGACACUGGUCGGCUAGGCGUCCCAAUAAUGAGUCCGGAUUGGGUGACAUGUCUUUCGAAUUGCUACUUUAUGAAAAUCUAGCUCAGCGUGUCAGUCUAGUACAUGUACAAAGCAGGGUCCAUAUUCAUAUCACAUUAACAUCUUCUCAUCAUGUGAAUGUAAUACUUGCCACUGGACCUUACACAUUAUCAUCAUCGUAAAAAAGUGACAACUAUUACUACAAUGUAUUAUACCUUUUAUAAAAACGAUAAGAAAGUCACACAGUAUAGCAUUAAUAACAUAUCAAAGUCAAUCUAAAAAUUAAAAAGGGAAAUGAAUGAUGAUCAUUUUGAACUUGAAAAACUUAUGACCAAAAGUUGAAGAAAAACAAGCACUGAAACUAAAUAUUUUUAUUAGAUCUAUUCUUUAAAUUGAAAGAAAACACUCCGUGUUUAUGACGAAAGGCCGCUGAUGACAAAUUUUUAAAGUCCAUACGCAUACAUUAUCCUACACUAUAAUAAAUAUAUAAAUUCCUCAAACAGAUUUAAUAAUUUGCCUGAGGUAUCUACCUAUGAAGUAUAUUGAUAGCAUAAAGGUGUGAUUUGUUUAGCUGAAUAUUCGGACGAAAAUGAAACAUGUGCAGAGUUUUAAUAUUCGAUAUUUCAAAUAAUUAAUCAGAAAGUAAAAUGUGGAUCUGAUUUAUAAUUCAGUGGAUAACUAAUUUGAGAUGGAAACCAUAAAACAGAUAAAAGAAGAAUUUCUCGUGUGUCCGAUCUGUAUCCAGCGAUACAGGAGCCCUAAACUGUUACCAUGUCUUCACACGUUCUGUAAAGACUGUCUGGCUAAAUCUCUAAACAAACUGCUGGACGAUAGUCAACCGGAAGUAGUUAUUAGUGGUGAUGAAAAUUGUAACGAGACUAGUAAAUGCUUCUCUUGUCCCGUAUGUAGAUCAGAAAUACAACUCGACAUUCCCAUUGGAAACAGAAAUGUCCAGCAAUGGGCAGAGGUUUUCCCGGAUAAUCAUUUUAUCGAAAGUUUAAUGGAGAAACUUGAUAUGCACUCAACAGAAAAACACUGUGAAUCUUGCAGUAUAGAAGGACAAUCUCGUAGAAAUAAAGCUGAAAACUGGUGCCAAACAUGUAAAAUUGCAUUUUGUCAAUCUUGCAUCAAUGCUCAUAACGUCAUCAAAGCAUGUCGUGAACACGUGGUGAUCUCUUUGGAAGACAUGCGCAGCAAUCCAAUGCAGUCGAUUUUGAGCACGAGAAAGGAUAUCCCUUGUUCUUAUCAUAGGGACAAAAUAAUCGAGUUUUAUUGUGUCGAUUGUCAUGCUGCGAUUUGUUCUUCUUGUGUUGCAGUUCAACAUCGACGAUGUGAAAUGGUUGAAACUGUUUCAGACGCUGUUCAAAAAUUAAAACCAGAAACUGAACAUGUUUACAAAGAUUUACAGCGACAACGAGAAAUUCUGUCAGAGUGGGCAACCGAUCAUUCCAAAGAGUUGUCGGAACUUGCAGAUAACAAGACACACUUAAUUGCAGAACUAUCAGACGUUAGAUCAAAAAUAAAUGAACUGUUACUUAAUCUAGAAAACAAACUGAUCGGCGAAUUAGAAGAGAAACAUAAAUCAACUAUGAAUGAAGUCGAUGUUAGGCUGAAAGAUGUUGACGAAAUGAAAAAGAACGUUGAAAAUACAAACAACUUAUUACAAAACUUGAUGAAAUUCGGAAGUGAUUCAGAAAUACUGUCUCUCUUUGAUACUAUCAAAGUCCAAGUUGAUGACAUGAGGUCUGCUAUCCAAAAGGCAAAACUAAACAAACUGAAUACGAGAUACAAAUUUUCCAUAGAUCCAUGUUUACAGCGAAUUCUUGAAAUGAAAUCGUUUGGUAGGAUUAUUGAUGUUGUAGAUUUAAACAAAGAAAACUAUUUGAGUAUGAAUGGCUACGAUGACGACGAAAGUCAAAAUCGUACAGGUACCAUUAAAAGGACGGGUACAUUUAGAGUUGAAAAACCAUCAGGUAAAUCUUUAACUCCGACAAAUAGUAUGUCUUCAACGUCGAGUGAAUCGGUAAGUUCACAAGAAGCCGCUCCUAUUCCUCCUAGACGCCGAAAUACUCCCAUGCGAGGUGUUCAUAAAGACAAUGUGAAACAGAAUGAAAGGAAUGUACCUAACCGUGCCGGCACAUUACCGAGACAACCUAGAACACCGAGAUAUCCGAGUGUAUCUAGAGCAAAAUCGCACAGUAAUGCUGAUAUAAGAGAAGAAAAAACAAACCGAGAAAGCAUAAAAUCUUCAGUUCGAAAUUUAAAUAACGAAAGUAGACGAGAUUCAGUAAGAACGUCAACACAAAGAAAUGUUUUAUCGCCAGAAAGAAAAGCUGACUCUGAAAUUACUCCUCAGGGAAAUAUUUCUCGUACAUCGAGAACUUCAAUUAAACCACCAUUACCACCUGAAGCUACGGUUACUCCAUUUUCUCCACCUACUGGCAGACGAAAUAUAGAAAAGAAAGAACAAGGUCAUGCUUUGUCAUCAUCCGUAACAUCUAAAUCUCAACCAUGUCGCUCUAAAUCUAUAGAAGAUGGAAUAGACGACACAAUCCCUAUGCCUAAAACACAAAGCCAAGAAAGGAACAGAGACGAAGGCAUGUCACCAAAGAAGAUAGAAAGUUUGAACACUAGCAUACCGUCUGACAGCUUAAACGGUCAGUUACAACAGAAUCCGGUAAAAUUAAAUGCCAAUCAAAUAUCACCUUGCAAUACUGAACCACAAUCGAAUACAACGUCACGUCCACAGGUACCUGCUAAACCUGAAAUGCAAAAGUCGAAGAGUAUACCCCUGUUAUUUUCUUUUAACGGAAAGACAGAUGGAGAUUCAAAGAAAUGCUGGCCAAUCGAUAUUGCAGUUCUUGAAGACGGUACGCCGAUAAUUACAGAUUUUCACAAUAAGAAAAUUAAAGCAUUUGAUCCAAGUGGAUGUGUCGUGGGAGAGGCAUCAGUACCAAGUUGGCCUCACGGAAUAGUAGACAUUUCAAGUACAGAGUUAGUAGUCACACUUCCGGAACUUUCAACACUUAUAUUUGUAAUACUUAAAGACGAUGUAAUGAGAAUACGGAAGCGAAUCCGAACUGCAAAACAAUACAGAGGAGUUGCAUGUGAUGCGUUCUCCGUUCCUGGAAAUCCAUGUAUUGUGGUCUCUUGUUGUUCUUCUGGUGGACAGUGUGUUGACGUCUUGACGGUAGAUGGCGCAAUUUUACAAACCUACCGCGAUGACUAUCGUCAACACGGACGACUGUUGUUUACAUGGCCAUAUUAUAUAUGCACAAAUAAUCAAGGGGAAAUAGUUGUCUCCGAUUGCCAGUCAAGAAACAAUUUGAUAUGUCUAGGUAGAAACGGUAAAGCUAGGUACGAAGAAUCGAUGAAUGAGAGUGUAAUUAAAGAUCCAAGAGGAAUGUGUACGGACAGACUCGGAAACGUUAUUAUCGCCGACAAAAAUGGAAACGCCAUUCAUAUGUUAGGCAUUGAUGGGAAGUACAAAUAUGUAGUAAUGACAUCUAAUGACGGUCUGGUUAGUCCUAUUGCCGUAUGUCUCAGUCCAUUUGGACAUCUAAUUGUGACACAGGAAAACGGAGACAUUAAAGUAUUCAAAUUUUGACAGGAAACGAACAUCUUUCGUCCUGCCUAAAAUAUUUGAAAAUUCAUUACAGCCUGAUCUCAAUUUGGACUUUAAAGAAAAUAAGCUAGUCGAAUCUAGCUUAGUUUCUGCACAGUAUUAUGUCAGUGACAAAAGGGAAACAACUCUAAUGACUAUAAUUUUCAAGAUGGUCACCAAUUUAUUUUAUUUUUGAUAAAAUACAAAAAUUUUAUUUUACAAUGAUCAAAUACAAAAAAAUAGUCUUUCAAAGUAGCGCCAGUUCAUACUGAUAUUAAUAUUCAUUAUUACAUAGCAUUGUAUCAUAUUUAAUGUUAUUUAUUACUAAUAAAUUGUUUAAUGUUUA